GGGGAGCGCUUGGCCGCGGGUACCGGGCCGGCCCUUCCCGGCGCUCCCGGUUGCUGCCGCCUCUCGCCGCGAUGCGCGGGGAGCCCCCGAUCCCCGCGGGGCGCAGGUGCUGCCGCGGAGGGGCCGCGGGUGCGGCCGCCGGGCAGGUUUGCGCGGAGCCGGCCGGGGGGAGGCUGCAGAGGGGCACGGAGGAUGUCUGGGAACGCUUCCAGGCGAGGGUGAAAACAUCUUCCUGGCACUGGCUGAAGCGGCGCCGUGGUGACAAAUGUACCCAUCGAGGGAAGUGCCGGUAGCAAGAGUGAGUGGGAGUGUGUUUUGUGUGUUAUAAAGGCGGUCGUACAGUGCUUGGCAAUUUGAGGAUUUCUGGCGUAUUCUAGACCGUGGAAUUAAUUAAAAACACUUUAAACCUGCCCUGCCAUUCAUUAUUUUGACUCGAAAAGCAAAAGAACAUACUUAGGAUGCCUAGCAGGGUACUGCAGGGGCUGCCUGUUGUACCAUGCUCUAUUGGACUGCCUCCCUGCUGCUGGAGAGCAGGCUCUCCUGGAGCCAGAAUCAAUCCAUGGGAAUCAGGAGCCAUAGGAAGCAGUUGAAGAAAUAAUGUGGCAGAAGGACGCAAGCAGUUUGUCUGCCCCUUCCCGUGGAGCCUUUCACCAAAGGGAGGACAGAAGCCUCCGGAAGAAUGUGCUUCCAGAUGCAGGCCUGGCCUGCAGAAGGUGCACUGUAGAUGAAGUGCUGACAGUCUGGCAGGAGACAAAUGAAAAGUUUUCUGUGAUGCUUCCUCCAGGGUUGGAGAAGCCACUGUAACCCGAAGGUCAACAGUGAUGGAAGACAUUCAUCCCUACCUUUAAAUAUGACUUAAAACAGGAAGAAUUACAGUUUCUUUUCUCUGUACUUUGUUUUUAUAGGAUGUAGACACUGAUGUAAUGUGUUUCUGUGAAGCUUGAAGGGUGUGUGUCUUGACAGGAUUGGAUGAUGGUCAAUUUAUUAUGGUUCUGAAGGCCUAAUCUUCUGUCACAAAGCAUAGUUCUCUAGUCCUCAACAGAGUCCAGAAUGGGUAGGAAUCUAGGACUGAAUCGUUUAAGGGACAUCAGUUACACAAGUUGCAAGCUUAUAUUUCCUUCUUCCAAAAAUACUUGGAUUUAGAGUAUUGCACCACAUAAGUAUCCAGAGAAAUGCCUCCACUGCUACUGCUCUUGCAUUCUUAAAUUACAGUGAUUAAAAGAGACAGGUUUUAUCUCGGUUACUUUAUAUAUAUUUAUAUAAUCUCUUAUAUAUAUACACAUAUAAUCUCUUUGGUAGUUUCUGCCAUGUUGAAGUAUAUUGGAUAGACUAAGAAACAACCACCUUCUUCAAUUUUAAUAGUAAUAUCACAUCAUAUGAAAUUUGUGAGAAUGAUUAGCAUGUAAGCUGGCAAAGAAGUAUUUUGUAUUUUAUAGUAUUCAGACCUCAUUAAUACAUUUUCCUGUUUGUGACAGAAUGCUUGUGGUUUUAUGGGUUGAGUGGUUGAUGGUGCAUUAACAAAAAGGAAAGAAAUUCAUUGCAGAGCUGAUAUCGUCUUAAUUGUGGUAGUAAAAAAAAAAAUGGCUUUCAUUUUGAUAUUGCACCUAACAUUUCUAAUAUUAGUCUCUGUUAUAGAGUUACAGCUUAUAGAAAACUGUACCGACCUACACAGAAAACCAAAAUUGUUGCUUUUUGAUUAAUAAUAUCAUGUGCUUCAAAGUGUGUGUUUUUACCUCUGUGCUGAUCCAGCUGAUGUAUAGACUGCUAAAGCCCUUAGCUGCAGUGUGUCAGCUCUUCAGUUUGCACAGCAGCCUGCUCCGCAUGCACAAACAAGGAUCGUGACACCCUUUAGGCUGCCAGUACUUUAAAAUCCCAUGGCUGGGCUACAAUGGAUUUCUGUGUUUUCAUUGCCAGGUAAAACACAGAAAGAUUAUUUUUUUUCUCCUCAUCUCCUGUGCUAUGCAAAAUAUUAGUCUUCCACAUGACAGUAAUUAGUAAGUACUUGGUGAUGAGGGAAAUACAGAUCUCCAAGUGAUAAAGCGUUUGUUAACUAGACAUGUCUAAUUACUGUCUUUGUAUGCAAAGCCAGCCAAGGAAUUCAGUCAAGUACAGUACAUUAGAAAUGACAGGAAUUAAAACUUCCUGUGGAGUCUUGCACUUUUAGAGGCUGGAAAAAUGUUGCAGGGUGCAUGGCACAAGCAGAGCUGUGAAAGCAGAGAGUACUAGUGGUGCUCAUUGCAGGGACUCCUCCAAGGAUUUCCAGCCUUCCAGCUGCUGUUUAACUUUGAUGCUCUUGCUAGUUGUCAUUUUGUGGAUAUUACUUAAUCAGUGCCCAGUAAUUACCAAAAACAGUUGUAGAACUUCCAUAGAAGGAUUAGGGGACUCAAAACAGCAAAACAAAUUGACCUUUUUUAGCAUAACACCAAUAAUACAGCACUUUUAACAAUGAAAAUAUGGACUUCUAGGUGUAAACAGUAGUGAUUCUGCUUGUUUUUUCCAUCCUUUGUUUUUAAGGCAGAUGUAGAAGACUAAGCACAGAGAGGAUGUAGGCAGGUAAGACUAAGUCCUAAAAGAAACUUCUUUAUUUCUUAGAAUACUUGAGAAGCAGAUUAAAUUACUUUACAGUGUCUGGUUAGGAAGACAGCUUUUAUUAUCUUGAGAAGGGAAAAAUGAAGUGCUUACUGCUUUCUUUUUUUCUUAUAAUAGACUAUUUAGACAGAUUUAGCAUAUAAAGUCCCAUCUUUGUGGUAACAAAUAGCAGCAAAGAUUUUUCAGGAAGAUGUGAUUAGGUAGUUUUAAAUAGUUUCAGUAUAGCAUUAAUGGGGAUUAUAUAUAUCUAACAGUAGAACUACGUGCGUGAUUGAUGAACGUAGGUAUGUUUGUUUAUGCAGCCAGGAUGAACAGACACACUCCCCUGUACAUCUCUGGCUGCAACUGUUCUGCUUUUCAAUUCCAAAGUCAGUGAGAUUAGCAGGAGGUGUGAUCUUUUCCAUCCCCUUAUGAAGAACAGCAUAUGUUCCAAAUACUUUCAAAUACAAGCAGCAUAUGUUGGUGUCAGUAAACCCCCUAGGAUAAGAAUGAAAACAGAGCAGUAAAGCAGGUGAGGGACAAAUCACUGAUCCCUUAAACGUACUCUCCUCGGAAUAUAAUGCUAUAGUGUAUGCACUGAUACAUUUGCCAGCCUCUGUCAGCUUUCAUCAUAAUAUUGUGAAAAAGUAGUAUCCCAAAUGCAUAUACAAAAGGUUCUUGCACCUUCUAGUACUCAGCAAGGGCAAGAUGUGUCCUUAGGAAGUUCAGAAUAAACAGCCAGUCGUGGGUUGGGCUUAGAUCAAUAUCAAUUCAGCAUAAUAAGUCAAAGCCCUAAUUUGCUGUGCUACCAGACCAACUGAAUGUGCUGUCUUGUGUAGCAGCAGGUUGGUAGUAACUAUUCAAGAUAAAAGAUCUCUGUGUUUUCAAAGUGAAAAGCAUGUUUGCCAAGCAAAACUGUAUACUGAUAUAAAUCUGUGUUUGCACACCUACAUUGCACAUAGGCAAGAACAGUGAAAGCUUAAUGAUGAUAACCUGAGGAGCAACUUUUAAGAAAAAAAGUCAGAGUUCUGUGUAAAAAAAAAAAAAUUAAUGUGCCUCAGCUGAAUAAAUAACUUUUGUCUCACUGUGUGAUUCUGAGAGUCCUUUGCACAAUGACAAAGAUGUAAAGUUCAUUGUAAUGAAUUGAUAUCAAUGUUUUAGAUGUUAUUGUACUACUGGAACAAGAAGAUGGGUAUUCCUUUUUUUUUUUUUUUUCCCCUGCACUGGCCUCAGUUGGAUUUAUUGCAGAAGCUAAGGGAAAUGCUGAAUGCUGCUGUCAACCUGCUUCAUGAAUGCUGCUAAAGAGAAGAUUCAGAAUUUCCCAAGUGAUCCAUAGAUGUCUUAUGGCUGGAGAUUACUGUGGGCAUGUCAGUCACUUAAUUUCUCCCAUGGAGAGUACCACCCGUGUCAGUGAUCCACCAGCCCUCCAAGCUUCCACUGCUAUCACGUGCUUUACAAGAGGACUUGACCUUAGAAAGGGGACAGAAGAUGUCCUUUGCCCAGCAAACUGUCCUCUGUGGCAAUUUUAUGUCUUUGGGGAUGGAAUUUAUGCUUCUCUCUCCAGUAUCUGUGGAGCUGCCAUUCACAGGGGGGUGAUCACCAAUGCAGGAGGAGCUGUUAGGGUACAAACUCUCCCAGGACAGGAAAACUACCCUGCUGUAAAUGCCAAUGGGAUCCAGUCUCAGGUGCUCUCUAGAUGGGCUUCAUCUUUCGCAGUGACUCCUGCUACCAAGGACACAGCGCUUGAAGCAGUUGGACGAUCGGUAUCAACAGCACGUCCUUCUACAGGUAAAAAACCUAAGAAGACUCUUGAUAAAAAAGCUGGAAACAAAGACUGUAAAGCUGAUAUUGCAUUUCUCAUUGAUGGAAGUUACAACAUUGGCCAACGUAGGUUUAAUUUGCAGAAAAACUUCCUUGGAAAAGUAGCUGUAAUGUUGGGAAUUGGAAUAGAAGGGCCUCAUGUUGGAGUCGUACAGGCCAGUGAACACCCAAAAAUUGAAUUCUAUCUGAAAAACUUCACUGCUGCAAAGGAAGUUUUAUUUGCCAUAAAGGAACUAGGGUUCAGAGGAGGCAAUUCCAAUACAGGAAAAGCUUUGAAGCACACGGCUCAGAAAUUCUUCUCUUUGGAAAAUGGAGCACGGAAAGGAAUUCCCAAGAUCAUUGUAGUGUUUCUAGAUGGCUGGCCCUCAGAUGAUCUAGAAGAAGCCGGCAUAGUGGCCAGAGAAUUUGGAGUGAACGUAUUCAUUGUAUCCGUAGCAAAACCCACAACAGAGGAGCUGGGAAUGGUACAAGACAUUGGUUUUGUUGACAAAGCUGUCUGUCGAACCAACGGUUUCUUCUCUUACCAAAUGCCCACCUGGUUUGGGACUACCAAAUACGUAAAACCUCUCGUCCAAAAACUGUGCUCACACGAGCAGAUGUUGUGUAGCAAGACGUGCUACAACUCCAUCAACAUCGGUUUCCUGAUCGAUGGUUCCAGCAGCGUCGGAGAGAGCAACUUCCGCCUCAUGCUGGACUUUGUCAGCAACGUCGCAAAGGCUUUUGAGAUCUCUGACAUCGGCUCCAAGGUCGCAGCUGUGCAGUUCACAUAUGACCAGCGCACUGAGUUCGGCUUCACAGACUAUGUCACCAAGGAAAAAGUCCUCUCAGCUAUCCGGAACAUUCGCUACAUGAGCGGGGGCACGGCUACUGGGGAUGCAAUUUCUUUCACAGUCAGAAACGUGUUUGGGCCAGUGAAAGACGGACCUAACAAAAAUUUCCUCAUUGUUUUGACUGAUGGUCAGUCUUACGAUGAUGUGAGAGGACCUGCUGCAGCUGCACAAAAAGCAGGAAUAACAGUCUUCUCUGUUGGUGUUGCCUGGGCGCCUUUGGAUGAUCUGAAAGACAUGGCUUCUGAACCAAGAGAGUCUCAUACUUUCUUCACCAGGGAGUUCACAGGACUGGAGCAGAUGGUUCCUGAUAUUAUUAGAAGCAUCUGUAAAGAUUUUUUGGACUCUAAACAAUAAAGGAAAAAUCUGCUGUUCACUAUUACUACUUCAAAACUAAAAAUCAUGACAUUGAAAUGGUCCCUCUAAAGUACAGAUGUUAUAUAUAUACUAUCAUAAUACAAAGGAAGAAGAAGGGCUACUUUUUGUUUCCAUAAUCAGUCAAGGAUUUUUGUGAGCUUGUUAGAAGUUGUACUUGAUACUGAAGUGCAGAAUUUGGCCAACAGCUAAUAUUUUCAAUACAUACAUAGUAUCCCAAAGUUCAAAACUAUGCAUAUCAUGCACUUAAGGAUAGCAGAUAUUCAGAGGAAAUAAUACAGCUCUGACUUUUUUCUGCCUCUUGCUAGAUAUCUUCUUACCAAAAAUAAUAUAAUUUUUAAAUACAAGGUACUACCUUCUAUGAGCCUUCUGUAGCUUAUGAUUUGGUAUCUUUUCAAGGAGUUCUACUGGUAACAUGAAGUACUCUCAGUGCUCCAGUUGCAAAACAUCCAUUAUUGCCAGGCAGUUUAAGAAAAGAUUGUAGCUAAAACAGUCUAUUUUUACUACUUAGGGUUUUGCUAUUGAGAAUGAUACUGCCAUCUGGUUGGCAAAAUUUACACCAAAAGUAAUUUAACUUCUGUGCACAGAUUUCUGUGGAUCUAUUGGUUCUUUUGGCACAGAUUUUGAAAGGUAUUUAAGGCACAGUAGUUCUUUGAGAAUCUGGAUCCUAAAAUAUUAGCUAUUACUACUGCUUCCUGCACCACUGAAGUCAACAGUGAUAUUCCAAAUAUAACUGAUAACUGGAUAUUUCCUGUCUACUGCCGUGUACUGUCUUAAUAAAGUUGUUAUUGGCUAGACAGUUAGAGACAGGAAUCUUAGGCCAAGAGAUUAAAUUAGACCACACAAUGGGGACUGAAAGCAUUGAAAUUCAAAUCCAAAGGUAUCCCAAACCUUGAAAUCUAACUGAUCUAUAUCAGAUUACAUGGUUAGAAAAGAGUAGGCAGACACAUUAAGUGGGAUUUAGUAGUUCACAGAAUAACAACUUCAUAAGGGUAGCAAAAACAUCUUUAUAGACAUGUGAGGUUUUCUGAAGGUGAAAGAAUAGCUUUCUUGAAAAAAAGGCUUUCAUUCGAUUACAUACCUAGUAAUGUUGAUAUAUUUAUACACACACGUGUUUAAAAUGAUGAGACAUUCACAGAGCUAUUCCAGAUUCUUGGUGUGAAUAACAUAUUUCAAGUAUUCUUUAGAAAAUAAAGGCGGUUUGCAAGUAAAAUGUAUAGUAAAAAACAAAACAGCACUUUCCCUAUCAAUCUGGGAUUUCCCUUCUUUCCUCUCCCGCAAUAUUGAUUGUAAAAUUUCUAGUAGUUACAGAGUGGCACAGAAGGGAUUGCAUUCAUCAGGCUUUUGCUAUGCAUUUUUUUAAGAAUUUAUAACUGACUAUAUGUUACUCUAAACAUGAAUGGCAAAGAUGACUUGUAUUUUUCUAGUAAUUGUUAUCCUUAAUUUUGUUAUGUGCUUAUAGAUAAGAGUAUUCAGCUUUUGCUGUAUAAAUUCAUAUGUUGUAUCAACUUUGUGCUAAAGUUUCUUUCAUUUAGUUUAUAAAAUUUUAUAGAAAUACAAUGCUGCAAGAAAACUGGG
Myiozetetes cayanensis is the source of this 7169-nucleotide messenger RNA. It is a transcript of the gene COCH, whose product is annotated as cochlin. The record is from RefSeq and is a predicted model, not a curated record. The transcript is spliced from 12 exons. NCBI's taxonomy places the organism in Eukaryota, Metazoa, Chordata, Aves, Passeriformes, Tyrannidae. Bases 3861 to 5573 code for a protein of 570 amino acids.